Messenger RNA from Exophiala xenobiotica, 2799 nucleotides. RefSeq names its product glutamate-cysteine ligase. Bases 352 to 2475 code for a protein of 707 amino acids. Gene Ontology annotation, molecular function: glutamate-cysteine ligase activity. The record is from RefSeq and is a predicted model, not a curated record. Lineage: Eukaryota; Fungi; Ascomycota; Eurotiomycetes; Chaetothyriales; Herpotrichiellaceae. The transcript is spliced from 5 exons. Gene Ontology annotation, biological process: glutathione biosynthetic process. Gene Ontology annotation, cellular component: glutamate-cysteine ligase complex.
AGCACCUUUUUGCAGUCAAACUUCUCCUUCCGGCCGUUGCGAAUCUGACCUCGGAAAGAUUUUGUUGCAUAUUCUAUUCUUGUACAUCUUGUUGUCUCCCCGGUCUCAAUAUAGUGCCGUUUGUCCAUCGUUUGUAGUAUUUGUCCCCCUCCAGAUUGCGGCAUCUCUGCCCACAACGGAAUCGGAAAAGUUUGGCGAAAACGUCACGAUCGGCUCGAAUUUGAUACUCCACAUCCACUUCCAUUCGACUCUCAUUUAUCCUUGUUAUCCGAACCGCCAGAGGUCCCAGAACAUUCCAGGAACCGUUAUGGCCUUGCGAUAGCCUUGACUGGCCUUUUCGCCCUGUUCAAGAUGGGCCUUUUACAACUGGGAACGCCCUUGGAGUGGCCAGAAGCCAAAAAGGCAGCAAACCAAGUUAGAGAGUGGGGUAUCGAGCAACUGCUCACAAUAUGGCGAAAAGCCAAGGUCAAGGAAAGAGAUGCCCUUCUGUGGGGCGACGAGAUCGAGUAUCUCGUCGUCGCAAUCGACGAGGAACAUAAAAAGGUCCGGCUCUCUCUAUGUCAGGCCGACGUCCUCAAAGCGUUGGCGAAAGACCAGGAGCUAGCGAAGCAGGACACAAUGGUUCCUGAUCUCCAAGCAGAUAACAUUAAAAGUGGCACACUGCCGACUUUCCACCCCGAGUUCGGUCGCUUCAUGCUCGAAGCUACACCAGGAAAGCCUUGGGGCAUCGGCUUCAAAGAUUUACUAGACGUCGAGUCGGACAUGAGAACCCGACGGGUCAUUGCAAAGCAGCACAUGGAUCCGGACCAGUACCCCAUCACACUAACCACAUUCCCUCGCCUAGGCACAAGAGACGAUUUUAUAACACCAUAUUACCCUCCUUCCGGGCCUGCCUUGAGAUCCCAAUUCGUUCCCGACGAGAUCGCCAAUCCGCACAUCCGCUUUCCCACGCUAGCAGCCAACAUCCGAUCGCGUCGAGGUCGAAAGGUCGAGCUCAACGUGCCCGUCUUCAAGGACAAAAAGACGCCAUCCCCCUUUCACGACCCGACCAUCAAUUACGACCUACACAACUGGCCCGAAGACGACGACGUGCGCAACGGCGCCGCAAAGCCUGACUGCGUCUACAUGGACGCCAUGGCUUUCGGUAUGGGCAGCUGCUGCCUACAAAUCACCUUCCAGGCCAAGAACAUCCGCGAAGGCCGCACCCUCUACGACCAACUUUCCCCGCUCGGCCCUGUCCUAUUGGCCCUGACGGCCGCCACGCCCAUCUACAAAGGCUUUCUCGUCGACACGGAUGUGCGAUGGAACCAAAUCUCGCGCGCCGUCGACGACCGCACGCCCGAAGAGCUCGGCGAAAAGCCGCUCAAGAACGACCGCUGGCGCAUCCCCAAAUCCCGUUACGCCAGCAACAGCACCUACAUUGCCCAAGACCCGCGCCUGCGCAACGAGUACAUGGACCCGAACCUGAUCGUCGACGAACGGCUGAAGCAGAAAUUGCUCGACGGCGGCAUGGACGACCUCCUGGCCACGCACUUCGCGCACCUGUUCAUCCGGGACCCGCUGGUCAUUUUCUCCGAGGACCUCAAGUCUCUCGAUCCCGAGGGCAGCAACCACUUCGAGAACAUCCAGAGCACGAAUUGGCAGCACAUGCGCUUCAAGCCGCCCCCUCCAGACGCGGAUAUUGGCUGGCGCGUCGAGUUCCGCAGCAUGGAGAUCCAGAUCACCGACUUCGAGAACGCGGCGUUUAGUAUCUUCAUCGUGCUCGUGACCCGCGCCAUCCUGAGCUUCGACUUGAAUUUCUACAUCCCCAUCCCACGGACCACAGAGAACAUGGAGACCGCGCACGCACGCGACGCCGUCAUGCGCGAGAAAUUCUGGUUCCGCAAGGAUCCCUUCCCCCGGCGCAGUCCCCGAGCGAGUCCGCUUCUGAACGGCCUUGCCGAGCCGCGCAGUAGGAAUGAGAAUCCCAGCGCCGCCGCGGCGGAUGCCAGCCUCAAGGAGACGUUUGGGCCCGUCGAAGAUGAAUACAGACUCAUGACGAUCGACGAGAUCAUCAACGGCACGCAUUCGUGCACUGCAGGCGGCGCCGAGACGAGCAACAACAACAACAGCAACACUGCUGGCGGCGACGGCGAGUACUUUCCCGGACUGAUCCCCCUGGUCGAGUCGUAUCUGGACAGCGUUAAUAUCGAUGUCACGACGCGCUGCGAGUUGGCCCGGUACCUGGACCUGAUCCGCAAGAGGGCCGACGGGACGCUGUGGACGGGCGCGAAGUGGUUGCGCGAAUUCGUCAGGACUCAUCCUGGGUACAAAUUCGACAGCGAGGUGAGCGAGAAGAUUGUUUAUGAUCUGUUCAAGGCCGUCGAGGAGGUCGGGAAAGCCGAAGGCGAAAACGGGAGUGUCGGGUGGGAGAUGCUGACUGCAAAGGAGAGAGCCAAAGGUUUGGAUGAACGUGAACGAUCCUGCUGUGGUUAGUUGAUUUGUUGCAGUGCAGUACGAACUACGAAGGACAAGGGGGCACAGCAAGAUCACGACAAGGCUAGCAUAUUAAGAGCAUAGUAAGGGUGUGCCAUACUUGGUAGUAGUGUGCUGGACUGGACUUGACUUGACUUGUGCUGCCAGAGUUAUAGAGGACAUAGAGAAAAGCCAUAUUCUAGCGGAGGAGUUGUUAUAGAUGAAGUCGUUCAUGAUUGAUGCACAUGAAAUCCGUCAAGUCAUAUGUCGAUGGCUGCACCUUGGGGUGCUACUCACGAAGAGCGAAUCUGUACGGAAUCUCCAUACAAGCAGAGCAAAGCCGUC